Anopheles funestus (African malaria mosquito) is the source of this 2274-nucleotide messenger RNA. RefSeq lists its product as uncharacterized. Lineage: Eukaryota; Metazoa; Arthropoda; Insecta; Diptera; Culicidae. The record is from RefSeq and is a predicted model, not a curated record. The transcript has 8 exons. Bases 513 to 1865 code for a protein of 450 amino acids.
ACGUUGGAGCUCAAUGAUGGGAUUUUUUCAUUUGUUGUGAACAAGUCGCGUGAAUAGGUCGCGAUCAUCGAAAACUCGCUGACGACCGACUUUGGUGGCUUUCGAUACAUAACGUACGUGCUACGUAGCACUCGCCGCGGUGUCUAUGUGUGUGUGUAGGAACCGUUUUGUAAGAACUAACCAACGACUGACGGUUUGCAGUGUGUUUAAUUGAAGAAUUACAACAUUUCGGGAAAGUUCGAUUGUGUGGACACGUCGCGUUGGGCAGAUUGUUUAGCUUUCUUUCUAACGAGCCAUUGUGUACAGUUUGUGGCGAAGAGUGUUGUUUAAAAUUGUGGUGAGUGGCAAAAAAAAGUGUGGGCCCCCAAGUGCAUUGAAUGCGGGCAGUUUGAUGAUCGCAGCAUAAACCGAACCAGAAGAACCUUUCGAAGUGUGGGUUUUCUUCUUCACAAAACAACAAACCCCCCGACAACACAACAAACCAGAGCGCAUCCGGAAACCGAUUCCACACGAUGGGACGAGUUGGAGUGCGCCGUCAACCGGCGACAGUCAGCAGCGGAUGCCGUACGGGGCGAUUGAUGACACUAACGGUGCUGUUUGUUCUCGGCACGAUCUUCAUCGGUCAGGCCACAGGUCAGGAUGCGGAGUUCGCACCGCACGUUACGGCCACCUGCAAGUCCGGCACGAUGAACAUCAAGAUACAGUUCGCGGGCCCCUACAACGGUGUGGUACACGCGCGAGACUUUCGGACACCGGCCUGUAUGACCUUCGGUAACGGCUCAGCUUCGCUCGGUCUCAGCCUCAACCUGCUCGCCAAGUCCGGCAACAGCGAGUACUGUGGCAUUCUCGUCAGCAACGUGAGUGGUGGUGAUCGCACGGAAGAACGCUCCGUACAGUUGGCUGUCCGUGUGCACAAAACGUUGGAACUGGCGGACGACAAAUUCUACGUUAUCACAUGUGGCAAAACAGGAUUCGCUAGGGAUGAUAGCGGUGCGGUAGCAUUGAAAUUCCUCGACAGUACUGGACGGCGUGUUCGGGAAACGGUUUACAACCGGGAGUACACGAUCAAGGCGGAAGUGACCAAUCCCAAUGGUACGUACGGCAUUCGGGUAAAGAAUUGCUUUGCUUUCAACAAGAAAAACAUGUCCGUGGCACUGAUCGACGAGCGGGGCUGCCCGUUGAAAAAUGACACGAUGACACGGUUCCGUACGAGUGAAGAUGGUACCAGCGCUACGGCACAGAUUAUGUCGAUGUUUAAAUUUUCCGAAGGCUCGGAAGUACACUUCCAGUGCGAUGUGGUCCAGUGUAAUGGGCGGUGUCCCGAGCUGGACGAAGCAAUAUGUACCGGCGAUGCGAAUGCGUUCGUCAAAUCGGCCCGCUCCUUAGGUACGGUCGACGAUGGAAUGUUGCUGGCGGCCACCACCGUUUUUGUGAUCGAUCCUGCCUUUGCACCUGUUAUUUCAGCGAUCUGUGACGACACUGGAAUACGUCCACACUGGCUAUUAUGGCUGACGAUCGCACUUGGCGUGCUGUUUUUGAUCAUGCUGCUGAUGAACAUUUUCCUCUGUACGGCCAUGAGCUGCAGCUGUGCACAGACUGAGAUCAUCGAAAAGGAACCGUCAAUCAUCGAAGAGUACGAUCCGUACCGAAGUUGGCACGGGUCACAGUACGGAUCGCGUUACUCGCUGCAUGGUGGCCGUGAGGGUGGCCACAACAAGGGCUACACGAGCGGUGGCAGUACGAUCCACUCCAACCGAUCGCUGCCCAUCGAUUCGGACCAUUACGCGAUCGUACACAGCCGGCCCGGUUCACGCCAUUCCGGACUGCACGGACAUCGGCCACGCGGCCCACCGAGCAAUAUGUAAAGAAUGCAUUAGUGUAGGGAAAAAAUCGACCACUUGCCCCCAAAAUCGAUUAUAUGGUUGCCUUCUUUAACCAUGUUUUUUUUUUGUUUGUCUCAACCUUAUGAAUAUGAGGAUCGAUGGUUUAAAUGAAGAUGCGGAAGCAUCGAAAUUGCGCACAGAGAAAUUGUACAUAACCGAACGUGCGUAUAUGCCAAUGGUGUGUGUGUAUGUUUUAAUCUUAAUCAACCUACACUCUCCGGUACUCCGGGAGCACAAUCAGAGUAAUCGAUCAUCCUCUGUCCAAUCGAACAAAUAAUGCGAACGAAAGAUUUCAAGUUCUACGUAAGUGUGUAAUAGCAUACGGGCAAUCGGCGGAAAGCGAUGCAAAUGAAAUGGUCUUAACUUAACUUAUACACAAACCCGGUACGCA